GAGCAAAUGAUUUCCUUCCUGGAUGGGGCAGUCUAUGGUCAGUGUACAAGAGUUGCUGUAGCAACCCCGCAGCUGUGCUCUGCCUAGCAGAAACUCGGGAUCAGAAAAUUAGUAAAUGCAAACCAUGGAUGAAAGUUAUAAGAUUGCUUCCACAGAAAGGAUCCAGGUGUUGGAAAAAGAACUGGCUGUACAAUUGACAGAACUGAAGUCUGAGACACAAGAACAGGGGACUCUUCAGGGGUCAACUCAUCGAGCUUACAGGUGGCUGAGUCAAAACCCCUUGUUAUUCAAGCAGAUGUCAUGCAGAGGGAGCUAGAGAGCUGCCUAAGGAGAGAGUACACUCCUGAAAAUUUACCUUUGCUUCUGUUGCAGAAACAAGUUGCCUACAUUAUGCAGGAGUACAAUGUUGCCCUUCAGAGAGCUGAUAGAUUGUCUGUUGCAGGAGAAAACUUCCUUAUGGGAAAAAACAAUCCUCCUAACUUAGUGGCACAGGAAGACCUGACUGUUUACACAAAUUAGUUAUUGUGUCACCUACCCUCACUCAAGACUAUUCACCACUACCUGCAGGCCCUCCAGUAUUUGCCCAUCUCCAAAGUGCUGAGUGUAGCUGUUGAUGAAGUCCCCAGUGUUGGUCAGGAAAAUGAAAAGGUCCCUGUCAAUGACAUUGACCCUAACAUCCAGGGUUCUGUAUCUCCAGGCUCUAUGAAUACCAGCGUUUCAGGGCCAACAAGAACAGAAGCUGCUUUCUUUCUGCCCCAACACACAACAGAAACAGAAGAACUGAAACCUCAGCUGAGGCUCCUGCUCUCCCAUUUCAGUAUCCCAUAUGACAUGGAAGAGCUAAGGGAUGCUUCUAAGGAGAUAGAACUUUUUUCCUUGGUUUCCCCAAAAUUUCAAAACAUCUUCAUGGAGCAACAGAGAAUGCAAACAUUUCCAGAUUAUGAUGCUGAGAUAGCUAAAGUGGAGAAUUUGGGUUUGGUAGGACCUGGUAUGGCCUUGAAAAAGAGAGCCAACUGGAUUUCCUUUAUAAAGACCCCUCACUGUUGUGGCCUCUCUCAUUGUGGAGCACAGGCUCCAGACACGCAGGCUUAGCGGCCAUGGCUCACAGGCCCAGCCACUCCGCGACAUGUGGGAUCUUCCCGGACCGGGGCAUGAACCCGUGUCCCCUGCAUCGGCAGGUGGACUCUCAACCACUGCGCCACCAGGGAAGCCCAAAUUACCUUAUUUUUAUUGUGGUAAAAAAAAAACACAUAGCAUAAAAUUUAUCAUCUUAACCAUUUUUAAGUGUACAGUUCAUUAGUGUUCAGUAUAUUCACAGUGUUGUGAAAUAGAUCUCCAGAACUUUUUCUCUUGCAAAGCUGAAACUCUCUGCCUACUAAACAACUCCCUAUUUCCUCCUCCUCCUAGCCCCUGUCAACCACAUUCCACUUUGUUUCUGAAUUUGACUGCUCUUAGAUAGCUCAUAUACAUAGGAUCAUACAGUAUUUGUCCUUUUGUUCUGGCUUAUUUCACUUAUCAGAAUGUCCUCAAAGUUCAUCCAUGUUGUAGCAUGUGACCAGAUUUCCUUCUUCCUUGUUUUUCAUGAACAUUUAUAUCAGCUUUAUUCACAAUAGCCAAAAACUGCAAACAAUCUGGAUGUCCUUCAGUGGGUGAAUAAACUGAAGUACAUCCAUACCCUGAAAUAGCAAUCAGCUAUAAAAAAGGAUCAAAUUACUGAGAUACUCAAGAACCUGGAUGAAUCUCCAGAGAACUGUGUGAGUGAAAAAAAUCCCAUAAAUACUGUAUGAAUCCAUUUAUACAAUACUCUUGAAAUGACAAAAUUAUAGAAAUAGAGAACAGAUUCAUGGAUUCUAUGGGUUAAGGAGAGACUGGAGGGGAAGGGAAGGGAGUGUAACUGUAAAAGGGCAACAUGAAGGAUCCUUGUGAUGAAUCUGUUCUAUAUCUUGACUGUAUCAAUGUCAAUAUCCAGGUUGUGAUACUGUACUAUAGUUUUGCAAGAUAUUAACAUUGGGAGAAACAGAGUGAGGGUUACAUGGGAUCCCUUUAUAUUAUUUUUUUCCUUUUUUCCUUCUCUUUCCUUAAAUUGUGGUAAAAUACACAAAACAUGAAAUUUACCAUUUUAACCAUUUUUAAGUGUACAGUUCAGUGGUAUUAAGUAAUUCAUAUUGUUGUACAACCAUCACCACCAUCCCUCUCCAGAACUCUUUUCAUCUGGCAAACUGUAACUCUUUACCCAUUAAACAGUAACUCCUCAUUCCUCUCUCCCCCUAGAUCCUAGCAACCACCAUUCUAUUUUCUGUCUCUAUGAGUUUGACUACUCUAGGUACCACAUAUUAUGGAAGUAUACAGUAUUUGUCUUUUUGUGACCGGCUUAUUUUACCCACCAUAAUGUCCUCAAGGUUCAUCCAUGUUGUAGGAUAUGUCAGAAUUUCCUUCCUUUUUAAUGCUGAAUAAUAUUUCUUUGUAUGUAUCCACAACAUUUUAUCUAUUCAUUUGUUGUUGGACAUUUGGGUUGCUUUCGCAUCAUGGCUGUUGUGAAUAAUGCUACUAUGAACAUGGAUGUAUAAAUAUCUCUUUGAGAUCCUGCUUUCAGUUCUUUUGUAUAUGUACCCAGAAGUGGAAUUUCUGGAUUGUAAGAUAAUUCUGUUUUUAAUUUAUUUUGAGGAAGCUCCAUAGUAUUUUCCAUAGUAGUUGCAGCAUUUUACAAUCCCACCAAUAGUGCAAAAGGGUUCAACUUCUCUGUAUUCUCAUUAACAGUUGUUAUUUUCUUUCUUUCUCUUUUUUUUACAUUAGUCAUCUUAAUAGAUAUGAGGUGAUGUUUCACUGUGGUUUUGCUUUUCAUUUCUCUAAUGAUUAGUGAUUUUGAGCCUUUUUCCAUAUGCUUGUUGGUCAUUUGUAUAUCAUAUUUGGAGAACUGUCUUUUGAAAUUCUUUGCCCAUUUUUUAAUUGGGUUAUUUGAUUUUUAAAUUGUUGAGUUGUAGGAGUUCUUCAUAUAUUCUGGAUAUUAACCCCUUAUCAGAUAUAUUAUUUGCAAAUAUAUUCUCCUAUUCUGUAGGUUGCCUUUUCACUCUGUUAAUUUUGUCCUUCAGAAUUUUUUAAGUUUGAUGUAGUCAUGUUUGUCUAUGUUUGAUUUUUUUUUUAAGAUUUUUGUGUGUGUGUGAUGUGGACGAUUUUUAAAGUCUUUAUUGAAUUUGUUACAAUAUUGCUGCUGUUUUGGUUUUUUGGCCACGAGGCAUGUGGGAUCUUAGCUCCCUGACCAGGGAUCGAACCUGCACCCCUGUAUUGGAAGGCAAAGUCUUAACCACUGGACCACCAGGGAAGUCCCUGAUUUUUUUUUUUUGACUGUUCUUUUUGUGUCAUAUCCAAGAAAUCAUUGCCAAGUUCAAUAUCAUGAAAAAUUUCCCCUGUUUUCUUCUAAGAGUUUUAUAAAGUUUUAGGUCUUAUGUUUAGAUCUUUAAUCCAUUUUCAGUUAACUUUUGUAUAUGGUAUAAGAUAAGGAUCCAACUUCAUUAUUUUGUAUGUGGCUAUCCAGUUUUUCCCCAGAACCAUUUGUUGAAGAGACUGUCCCCUUCUCUUUUGAGUGGUCUUGGCACCCUUACUAAGAUCAUUUGAUUAUACACUCAAGGGUUUAUUUCUAGGCUCGCUAUUUUAUUCCAUUGGUCUAUAUGUCUAGUGUAUGCCAGUACCACACCAUUUUGAUUAAUGUAGCUUUGUAAUAUGUUUUGAAAUCAGGAAGUGUGAGUCCUCCAACUUUGUUCUUCUUUUUCAAAAUUAUUUUUGCUAUUUGGGGUCCCUUGAGAUUCCAUAUGCAUUUUAGGAUGAAUUUUUCUACUUCAACAAAAAUGCCACUGGGAUUUUGAUGGGGAUUGGACUAAAUUAUCUUUGAGGUUCUUUGUGGUAUUAAAAUAAUUGAAAUAUAUUAAUAUGUGUAUCGUUGAAGUAGAAGUUCAGCUCUGGGACUAUUAUUUGAUUUUUUUACCUCUAGAGGAGGAAAAGGAACAUUUAUUCAGCACUUACUACAUGCCAGGCAUUAUUGCAGCAAUCCUAGGAGAGACCUCACUAGCGUUCUUGUUAGGUUGACUUGUCCUGCUUUGCAUGAAAAGCCAGGAUUCCAGCAGGAAUAUGAGCCCAGGUCUGUGUCCUUACAAAGCCUGUGCUUUUCUCACACUACCCAGCUGCCUCCUCCUCUAUCUCCUCACAGCUUCCUAGGAGUAGACAAACCCAAAACUGAUGAGUGUUUAUCUUUUCACUGGUGCCACAACACGUGUGGGGGUGCACCUGCUGUUGUGUUGAGGGGGUUGUCACAGAAUUUUAAAUGAGUUGCUGUGUACAUAUGAAUAGGUACAGUGUUGAAUGGAGGAACAUGCCUAAGGGAAUCAUGAUGUUUGAGUUUACUUUUAUUUUUUAAUUGAAUAAAGUCCCACCUGGGACUUCUUUCUUAUUCAUGAGAACAUGACCAGAUUCUUGCUGAAAAGUAGGGAAUAACCCUUCUCCCAACCAUCCCUUCUCCUCUCUCUUCUACUCAAGAUUUCCAACCCUGAGAGAGUAAUGCAAGUGCUCCAAGAUCAUGCUGCAAAAACAGUCUCGCUGGCUUCGUCUCAUCCAACAUUUGUGGCUUCCCAGGGUUUGCAUCAGGGCAACUAUGACCAAAUCUGGGAGACUAUUUAUAGCAACAUCAACCUCUACCAGAAUGAAAACAUGAAGGAAGAUGAUCUUUCAGUGGAACGAGAUGAAAAUGACCCAGCACAAAUAAGUCUUAGCCAGUGUGCUAAUGAGCCUGUCAAGCAGAAGAAAGAAACAGGGUCAAAUUAAAUCAUUUAUUGGUGACUCAAGGAAAUGGAACAAACACUGUGGAGAAAAUUGAGUGACUGAUUAAUAUGUACAGUUAUGCAGUGGCCCUACAACUGCUGGGCUUGGAUGAUGGGACUGGGCCCAUUGAUAGAGAUCCUGUCCUGAUGAGGGGGACCUACUUGUCCUUUCUGUAUCUGCGCCACCUGAGGAUCAGGGAGCUGCAGCACAUCUGCUUAGGAAUUCUGAACUGUUUUAGAUCUGUUGAGGGAACACUGACGAUCAACACUUCAGGCCUUACCUUGGUUGCAGGGAGUCUGGUCCCCACCUCAGAAGAUAGUUUCUGGGUAAAUGUGGCAAAAGGAGGCGUGGGCACCUCGCAAGGCCUAAGCGCUCACCACUAUGCCCAUGGGACAUCUGCCGAGCACAAGGUCACAAAGAGGGCAACGAGUCAAAUGUUGACCAGGACUGGGGAUGGGCCCAUGCAGGUAUGGACAGAUUUGCCGUGCUGUAUGACAUGUGGACUUGGGAAGCAACUCUUCUAGAAAACAAGCGCCAGAUAGAGUGUCAGUGGGAGUAUGUCCAGAGGCUUUGGCGUGAAGGCCAUCCAGAUGCUAGCAAUACAUUUGGACUUCCCCUUAACAUAAUUUGCAAAUAACUCAUUUCCAUCAACAAUAGCUGUCUUAUAAGGACUUGGCAUGUGAGAUGGGUUUUGAAGAGUUCCAUUUGUAUCUGAGGCCUGUUCACUUUGAAUUUGCAUCACACGAAGACAAGGUGGUCCAUCCACCUCCUGUCUUUAUGAUCGCUCUGCUGGAGGACAGUGACCACAUAGAUAGGGAAACCUGAUGCUGUCCAGAUACAGAGCAAUUAGGCCUGGAGCCUGCCUUCAUGGGAUGAAACACUGCUUAUGGACAGACCAAAUUCAGGCUUGUGGCUGAGGAGCAAGGAUCUCAACAUAUCCAGCAGUUUGAUCCAUACAUUUACAUGUUGACUCUUGUUCCAUCCGGGAGUGGAAAAUAUGCAAGUGACCCUUGCAUGCCAAGCUACUCAGAAAAAUGCUUUAAUGGUGGCUGUCCAGCAGGCGUCCUUCUACCACACUCCCUGAGGGGCCCGUCAUGCUGAUGUCAAGGUCAACCUGAAAUAACUUGCUCAGGUCUGAGAAAUCAUAGUGGAAUGGGUCCAACCAGAAGAAGAAAUUCCAGAAUUGUGAAUGGCAUAGAAAGCAUGCUGUUAGCUGCAACUCCAAAAGUCCCAGACACACUUAUUUAUCCUUCAGAAAGAUUCCAGGCUACCAAAAGGGCUCUGGAAGCUUUCGUGUCUAUUCAACUAGAAAAGGUGGGGCUGCGGGACAUUGUGCUGAACGCCUUCCUCCUCAGGAAACAAGCCAUGGCUGACAGAAUGAAGAACCUCGAUGAAAUUGGGAAAGUCAAGAGAGAUGUUAUAGCUGAAUAUUGCCAGAAAUUCAACCGCCACAUGUCUCACUAUGCUCUUCGGGGGCAGAUCAUGGCAUACUGCAACAGCCUGAGAGCCCUGCUGGACGAUUUCCCUACCAUCAGAGAUACCUUUUUCGUGGUGGGACAACCACAAGAAAAGAAGGGGUCGAGGGACUCCAAGGAGGGCCUCAAGCCUGACCCCAGUUUUCCAGAUGUUCAUAAUUCAGCCUACCUAGAGUUCACUCACUUGGAUGGAGGAGUUGGCAUACCUGUGCUGAGUUUUCAGCCCUGGCCGCGACGUUUGCUGCCUGCUGACGGGAAAGUCUUCCUCAAUUUAUGGUUCAUACCCCAUCCUUCUGAAGUGCUGAUUAUGUUCAAAACUCUGCCUGAAAAGGUAGCUUUUAGAGCCUUAAAGCUAACUCUACAGCUGAUAGCCCGUCUCCAUGACAUUGUGGCCUACCUCUUCAGUUUGGCUAAACUUGGAAAUCAUCCAAAUUUUGAAUUUCCUCUAAGUCCUAACCCUCUGAGAGACGACUGGGGAGGAACUAAGGGUAUUGGGUCUGAGCUUCAAGAGCUGCAGAAAAUGAUUGACAGCCUCCAGAGACCCCAAGACCCCACUGUGGUGUCCCAGGUCCUCCUCCUUCAAAGGGAGGUUAUGUUUCUGCAGUUUGAUGCUGCAGUGAGGUACCUCAUCCGAAGAACAUUUUUGGCAGCUGGAAAUGCUCCUGCCUACCAGUCUGUCACAGAUGACAUGUAGCAUGGGUUGCCGCCACUGAGCAACUCUCUCGUGAAGAGCAUGUUUGCUUCCCAGCUCAGCUUGCCACAGCUGCUGGAUCCACAGAGCCUCCAGGCAUUUGUGCUGUUCCCUUGGAGAGCAUUUCUGGAAGAUGGAGGACCAUUUCCAGUUACAAGUAGCAGCCCAGAUACCCUAGAAUAUAAGAUGCAGGUAGGAUAG
Molecule: messenger RNA, 7176 nt
Organism: Globicephala melas (long-finned pilot whale)
Lineage: Eukaryota; Metazoa; Chordata; Mammalia; Artiodactyla; Delphinidae
Source: RefSeq, a predicted model, not a curated record